UUACAUGUUGGUUAUUUCUUGGUCCACCCAUUCUCAGCUUCUCUUUGCCACACAACACAUCUCCCGCUUCAAGCAUUUCUGAAGCGACGCCCGUUCAGGGGCUUCUGAAGAUUGUUUUCUCUUAGACGAUGCCCGUUCAGGCGCACAUUGUCGGCCCCUGGGGCAUUCCUUCCAUUACUCGUUUCCACGAAACCCUAAUCUCCGUUCACUUCUUUCCUUCUAUUCCUUUCGAAUUUUCUUCUUCACCGUUUCUUCACUGCUCUGCAAAGAGAUCCUUCAAUGUUUUGAAGUCAAAAGGAAUUCCGAUAAAUUGUUCCCGUUGGGAGAAUCGUUUGAGAGUUGAUUUUUCUGCUUCUGAAGAACCGUUUUCCGGCACUGGUUCAGAGAACUCCGCUUCCACGAGGAAAAGAAAAGUUGUAGAACACGUUUCUCUGCUGAAAGCAAAAGGGGACUUAUCUAAUGAAGAAGAAACAGAUAUGCUAGACUAUAUUUAUACAUCUCAGUAUCAAAUGAGAGGAAUUGUGGCAAUAUCUCUAGGCCGUAUCUCUGAUCAGAACCCUGAUGGUUACACCCAUGCUGUAUACAUGCGCUUCCAAAGAAGGGAAGACCUUGCAAAGUUCUAUAGUCAUUCUUUCUACUUGGGAGUCUUAAAGGACCAUGUGGUUCCUUACUGUCAUGGGUUGAUUUCUGUGGAUUAUGAAUCUGAAGUAGAAGAUGAUAUCUUGCCUAUAUUUCGCAAGGGAGAGGAGUUCAAUUACGGGGUGGAGUUUGUGCUUCUGCUUUCAGUUAUUGAGAGUGCAAAUGGUGGAAGUAUAGAGGAUGCAUUGGCUACUUUUGCAAAGUUGACCAUGGACUUCCCCUCAUUGAUUGUACAGUCCACUCAAGGGACAAAUUUCAAUUCUAGUGAUAACGAAUAUACACAUUGCAUAGUAAUUCGCUUUCGGUCAAUUGAAGCCUUCCAGAUAUUUGUAGGUGGCUCAGAGUACAAAGAUAUUUGGAGAUCAAAGUUCCAGCCGAUAACCCAGAAAAGUCUGUCAGUUCAUUUUACCGUGGAUCCUGUUGGCACCGAAAUUAUGUAGUACAGCUCCUUUGGGUUGAUGGUUUGUUCCCUCACUCGUUUAUGUAAAUUAUAUAUGAAGUGAAAGAAAUACAUAGGAAUUGCUGGAGCAAGCAGUAUUAUGAGUGGCAUUGUGCUGAACUGCUUGGGUUUGAUACAUUCACUGUAUCUUUCUAUAUCUAUAUGUAUUUAGCAUCCAUUCAUCCUA
Molecule: messenger RNA, 1265 nt
Organism: Nelumbo nucifera (sacred lotus)
Lineage: Eukaryota; Viridiplantae; Streptophyta; Magnoliopsida; Proteales; Nelumbonaceae
Product: Stress responsive alpha-beta barrel domain protein
Source: RefSeq, a predicted model, not a curated record